CCUCUCCCUCUGUCUCUCUCCUCUCCUCUGUGUCUGUCUCCCCGUCUCUCUCCCGGGUCUCAGUGCCGGAUGGUGUGCGGGAUUCCCCGGGCAGGGGAUGCGAUCUGCCCGGAUUUAGUGGCUCAUCGGUCGCCGCGAUGAUCCGGAUCUUCCCCGACUUCAGUGUGCAGGUGACGGCGGCUCCGGGGGCUGGCGGGGCUCCUCCCGAGCCCGGGGCGGCCAGGAGCGGGGGAACCAACGGGAACCACCCGCACAAUGUGCCCGGGGUCAGCUCGUACCAGCAGCGGGGAGCCUCCAGGCCUAUCAGCGCAUGUACCGUCCCCUGUCCUCCAGACCUCAACCUAAGUUUACAAGCCCUGCGGAAAGAAAAGUCCAGGGACGCUGCCCGCUCCCGGCGUGGAAAGGAGAACUUUGAGUUUUAUGAGCUUGCCAAACUACUCCCUUUGCCCGCGGCCAUCACAAGUCAGCUAGACAAGGCAUCCAUCAUCCGCCUGACCAUCAGCUACUUAAAGAUGAGAGACUUUGCCAACCAAGGAGACCCACCAUGGAAUCUACGUAUGGAAGGCCCACCGCCCAACACUUCAGUCAAAGUUAUAGGAUCCCAGAGGAGGAGGAGUCCCAGUUCUGUGGCCUCUGACGUCUUUGACACUCAUCUAGGAAGUCAUAUCUUACAGUCUCUGGACGGCUUUGUAUUUGCACUAAAUCAAGAAGGAAAAUUUUUGUACAUUUCGGAGACUGUGUCCAUCUACCUUGGCUUGUCUCAGGUGGAGCUGACUGGAAGCAGCAUGUUUGAUUAUGUUCACCCAGGGGACCACGUAGAGACGGCGGAGCAACUCGGCAUGAAACUUCCACCAGGCCGUGGACUUCUCUCGCAGAGUGCCAAUGAUGAUGGUGCCAGUUCAGCAUCUUCAUCCUCACAGUCAGAGACUCCAGAGCCAGUGGAGUCCUCCAGCCCUGGAAUUAUCCCUCAGGACAACUCUUUAGAAAGGUCUUUCUUCAUUCGGAUGAAAUCUACACUGACUAAAAGAGGUGUACAUAUAAAAUCCUCGGGGUACAAGGUGAUUCAUGUAACUGGACGUCUGCGUCUCCGUGUGUCUUUGUCUCAUGGGCGUACUGGGCCAGGACAAGUGAUGGGUUUAGUAGUUGUGGCUCAUGCCCUCCCUCCCCCAACCAUCAAUGAAGUCCGCAUUGACUGCCACAUGUUUGUAACACGUGUCAACAUGGACCUCAAUAUUAUAUACUGUGAAAAUAGAGUCAGUGAUUACAUGGACCUCAAUGCUGUGGAUCUGAUGGGUAAAAGAUGCUAUCACUUUAUCCAUGCCGAAGAUGUAGAAGGAAUCAGGCACAGCCACCUGGACUUGUUGAACAAGGGCCAGUGUGUGACCAAGUAUUAUCGGUGGAUGCAGAAGAAUGGUGGCUACAUUUGGGUCCAGUCCUGUGCCACCAUCGCAAUCAAUGCCAAGAAUGCCAAUGAGAGGAACAUCAUCUGGGUCAACUAUAUCCUCAGUUUACUAGAAUACAAGGACAUUCCGAUGGAUAUUGCUCAGCUACCACAUUUGCCUGAAAAGACAUCGGAAUCCUCUGAGACUUCGGACUCAGAUUCAGACUCCAAGGAUAAUUCAGAGGAUAAUGAUAAUCCGAAGUCAGAUGGAAAAGGGAACCUUUCUGAGCAGAGUGAAGACCCAGAGCCUGAUCACAAGCAACCAGGUCCCCACUCUGACCCAGACAUGAACUGUGAUGAUGAGGCCAACAGCUCAAGUGAUGCUUGCAGUGAAGAAAGUGAAGAAAGCGAAGACUGUGAAGUGAGGAAAACAGAAGAGGAGAUGGAGCAAGGAGGGUUGAGUGCAAUAGGGGCUAUUGGAACUCUAGGAGCAUUGGGCCCUAUGCACAUUAAAGUAGAACGUUACACAGAGAGUGAAACGGACAUGCGUAGACCUGAAUCUUUGAGCUCUGAUAGCGCCAAAGACUCUGAGAGUGCAGAAGAGGAGGAGGAUGACGAGGAAGACACAGGUGUGCGUGUUACUGGUGUUCUAAGCAGACAUCAGCGAAGGAAAAGGAGAAGAAGAAAGGGUUUGGGACCAUGUGGAGGCCGUAGGAGACGUCUCUCUGGAGGAUCCAGUCCUGGUGGGCUAGAGACCACAUUGGGGGAUCCACCAAGAUUGCUCCCUUCCACCCCUCCGCCAACUGGAAACUGUUCUUCAUCUGUGCUAAAGAUCAAGACGGAAAUGUCAGAGCCUAUAAACUUUGAUAAUGACAGCAGUAUUUGGAACUUCCCACCUAAUCGAGAGAUCUCACGAAAUGAAUCCCCUUAUAGUAUGACCAAGCCUCCCACAGGGGGCGAACAUUUCUCCCCUUCCCCAUCUUCCACAGCUGCUGCCCCUCCAGCCCUCCAUGUUUCCAUACCAGACUCUGUUCUCACACCCCCAGGUGGGGCUGAGGGAGCUGGACGCAGCAAAGCGCAAUACUCUGGAUCCUCAGGGGGCUUAGGCCCUGUCAACUCUGACCCUCUUUCACCUCCACUGUCUGCCUCUCCUCGAGAAAAACCUCCCCAAACAAGUGGCCCAUCAAACUCCCUUCUGUACGCAGGUGAGCUUGAAGCACUACAGAGGCUUCAGGCAGGCAACGUGGUCCUUCCUCUUGUGCAUCGCGUGGCAGGAACCCUUGCAGCCACAGGAAGCAGUGGACAGAGGGUAUAUACUACAGGCACCAUUCGCUAUGCCCCAGCUGAGGUGACUCUGGCCAUGCAAGGCAACCUGCUGCCCAAUGCUCAUCCUGUGAACUUUGUUGAUGUAAAUGGCCCAAGUUUUGGUUUGGACCCCAAGACCCCAAUGGAGAUGCUGUACCAUCAUGUCCACCGACUUAACAUGUCUGGCCCAUUUGGAGGAGCUGUGUCAGGUGCUGGUCUUACCCAGGUGCCUGCUGCCAGUGUCUUCACUACAGCUGAGGGGAUAUUCUCCUCUCUCCCAUUUCCAGUGUACAGCAAUGGCAUCCAUGCAGCACAGACUCUAGAACGUAAAGAGGACUGAAAAACGAAGGAGAGAAGUGAAUGAAAAGUAGAGAGAAUGAGGAGGAGAAAAAUGAACAGACUGCAAGAGCAGGGAAAGACAUUAAUAAAUGAUGCAGAAUGUAGGUGGCUAUGUAUUGGUCCUAGGGGCAGCUAAGCCUGGCCACCCAAUGUCUCCUCCACUGCUUCCUAACCCAAGGCCGCAAAACUGGGUUUUCCUCAUGAGUUGUACUUAUGAAUACCUUUUUCCCAAAGCAUUCUGGGACCAGUAGCCCCGUCUUCCGCACCUCAUACAUAUAGCAGGGCUGCACAAAACCUUUUCUCCAUUGGCCUCUUUUUGCGGCUUUGGCUUAGUUGGCAGAUGCCUCUCCUAGGGACCGCUCGCACUGUGCCCGUUGUGCCGUCACUUAGAGUUGGGGGCAACGGCUGCGUUCUGAUCCUUUACAACCUAAAGUAUUCCAGCACUUUGACUCACACAUAGAUUCCCCCAUUUUUGACCCCAGAACUUUAUACGGUCUUAUUUUUACUCCUCACCCAGUCACUGCCAAAAUAAUGAGACAUGGCAUUUUGUGUAGUACUUAUUUUUUUCAUUCUUUUGAGGCCUCUCCCUCUCUGCUGCUAGAACUUAGAUCUGUUAACUCUUAAAUUGCCAGAGAAGUCAAUGCACUGCAUGCUGAUCUGGCAGAAAAGAGUUAACUCAACUUGUACUACUGGAUCCUGAAAGUGUUGUCAGUCUUUCAUAAGCCCACAACAUUGUUAAAAAAUGGUUGAAACAGUUAUCAAGACAGCUACGUAUUGAUGUACCAAGAUGCCUUGUCCUUUCAAGGUUCAUGUAUGUGUAUGUUUAAAGAUGUUUCUUACACUUGUCACUUGCAGGAAAGAAAGUUCUACACACCUGAUUCAUAAAGAAGACUUUCAUCAAAGUUGGAUUCAGGCAGAUCCCUGAAGUUAGCUGUUUGUAAUGUCUUAGUAUCAUGUGAAUUUCCCUUAGUUCACAGGAUCUACAGUAGUUUAGAAAAGUAGCUGCUUUAAAGAUAAUCUGGCUUCAGGUGCUUUGAGCAAGAAAGAGUUCCAUAAGAAAAUUGUAUACUUACCUAAUGAGUACAGGUAGAAUUGAAUGGUUCUUUCUUCAGUAGUUUCCUUCUUGCCAAAGCAAUUCUCUGCACGCUAUAGGAAAAGGGCUAAAAAGUAGAGUGUUCUGGGUAACAGGGGCCUAACUGCUGCUAUAAUAGCCCAUGCAACUUCUUUGAAUUUAGAGGCAAGAAGGGCUCCUCACCAGCUAAUAAGACUGAACAGGUUAACCUGCUUUAUCCAUUCCUGUCCAGGCACAGUUUUUAUUCCAGAGUGUACCGAUGCUGCUUUCUAAAUAAAUAUAAAUACACAUGUGAUACAUGUAUAGACAGUGCAACAUUAAAGUGUGCAAUAAUUAACAGCAUAAGUGCACUCUUCACUAUAGAAACAUUGCCAGACGAGACAGGUUUUGCACCUCUAUUCCUCCUUAUGGGCCUAAUAGGUUGUAUUUUUGUCUACUAGAAUAUACACAAAUGUCAUAACAGAUUUCUCUAGACCUAUAUUGCACAGUACUGACCAGACUAUAUCAGUUUAAAGUAAAAUCAUCACAUGUGUCUUCUUUCCAAGCAACUCAUUUCCCUGUGAUAACAAAGACUUAAUAAUCUCCUGUCUAUUGGGGUAAGGUGAUGGAGGGGUCAAAUAAUUUAUGGCAAUUUUUUUCCCAACAAGUGGUG
This is a messenger RNA of Rana temporaria (common frog), 4749 nucleotides long. It is a transcript of the gene NPAS3, whose product is annotated as neuronal PAS domain protein 3. The transcript is spliced from 12 exons. Gene Ontology annotation, biological process: regulation of transcription by RNA polymerase II. The record is from RefSeq and is a predicted model, not a curated record. NCBI's taxonomy places the organism in Eukaryota, Metazoa, Chordata, Amphibia, Anura, Ranidae. The coding region runs from base 138 to 3026 and encodes 962 amino acids. Gene Ontology annotation, molecular function: RNA polymerase II transcription regulatory region sequence-specific DNA binding; DNA-binding transcription factor activity, RNA polymerase II-specific; protein dimerization activity.